Gopherus evgoodei (Goodes thornscrub tortoise) is the source of this 5269-nucleotide messenger RNA. Its product is annotated as E3 ubiquitin-protein ligase HUWE1-like. The record is from RefSeq and is a predicted model, not a curated record. Lineage: Eukaryota; Metazoa; Chordata; Testudines; Testudinidae. The transcript is spliced from 38 exons. Gene Ontology annotation, molecular function: protein binding. Bases 260 to 5269 code for a protein of 1669 amino acids.
GCCUGCUGGGCUGAGGCUCGGGGGCUGCUGUUAAGAUGGCGGCGGCGGGAGGCGACUGGGCCUGGCACUGACCCCGCGCCCGGAGCAGGCCCUCAGUUAGUCUGGUGGAAGUGGAUCAGAGCGACCGCGAAAACUGGAAGGUGUUUCCCUUGGCCAGCUGGGGCGAAGCGUGGGUGCCGGAUUAGUGAUUCGGAUAGCAGACCGGACAGAGCAUGGACUGGCUGUGAUUCCAGGAUCAGAACGUGAAAAAGAAUAAAAAAUGAAAGUGGACCGAACUAAACUGAAGAAAACCCCCACGGAGGCUCCUGCCGACUGCAGGGCCUUGAUUGACAAGCUCAAAGUUUGCAAUGAUGAGCAGCUGCUGCUGGAACUGCAACAGAUCAAGACAUGGAACAUUGGGAAGUGCGAGCUGUACCACUGGGUGGAUCUCCUGGACCGCUUUGAUGGCAUCCUGGCCGACGCUGGGCAGACGGUGGAGAACAUGCUGUGGAUGCUGGUGUGCGACCGGCCAGAGCGGGAGCAGCUCAAGGCCCUGCUGCUGGCCGUGCUCAACUUCACUGCCCUGCUCAUAGAAUACAGCUUCUCCCGGCAUCUCUACAGCUCCAUCGAGCACCUGACCACGUUGCUGGCCUCCUCGGACAUGCAGGUGGUGCUGGCCGUGCUGAACCUGCUCUACGUCUUCAGCAAACGCUCCAACUACAUCACGCGCCUGGGCUCGGACAAGCGGGCGCCCCUGCUGUCCCGGCUGCAGCACCUGGCAGAGAGCUGGGGCGGCAAGGAAAACGGCUUUGGACUGGCCAGCUGUUGUAGAGACUUGCACAUGGUGAAAUACCCACCCAGUGCCACCACGCUGCACUUUGAGUUCUAUGCAGAUCUGGGCACCGAGGUCAAAGUGGAUAAAAGGACAACCAGCAACACGCUGCAUUACAUCCACAUAGAACAGCUGGACAAGAUUUCAGAAAGUCCCUCCGAGAUCAUGGAAUCCCUCACCAAGAUGUACAACAUCCCCAAGGACAAGCAGAUGCUGCUCUUCACACACAUCCGCCUGGCGCAUGGCUUCUCCAACCACAGAAAGCGGCUGCAGGCUGUCCAGGCCCGGCUGCAUGCCAUUUCCAUACUAGUGUACUCCAACGCCCUGCAGGAGUCAGCCAGCAGCAUCCUGUACAACGGGCUGAUAGAGGAGCUGGUGGACGUGCUGCAGAUAACGGACAAACAGCUCAUGGACAUCAAGGCAGCCUCCUUGAGAACCCUCACCUCCAUUGUGCACUUGGAGCGGACCCCGAAACUCAGCAGCAUCAUUGACUGCACGGGAACUGCCUCCUACCAUGGCUUCCUGCCGGUCCUGGUGCGCAACUGCAUCCAGGCCAUGAUCGACCCGACCAUGGAGCCGUACCCUCACCAGUUUGCCACGGCCCUCUUCUCCUUCCUCUACCACCUGGCCAGCUACGACGCGGGCGGGGAAGCGCUGGUCUCCUGCGGCAUGAUGGAGGCCUUACUGAAGGUGAUCAAGUUCCUGGGGGAUGAACAGGACCAGAUCACCUUCGUGACCCGGGCGGUCCGCGUGGUGGAUCUCAUCACCAACCUGGACAUGGCGGCCUUCCAGUCCCACAGCGGCCUCUCCAUCUUCAUCUACCGGCUAGAGCACGAGGUAGACCUGUGCCGCCGGGAGUGCCCCUUCGUCAUAAAGCCAAAGAUCCAGAGGCCGCCCACCGCCCCCCUCCAGGAAGGGGAGGAGAUGGAGACGGACAUGGAAGGCGUGCAGUGUAUCCCGCAGCGAGCCGCCCUGCUCAAAUCCAUGCUCAACUUCCUAAAGAAAGCCAUCCAGGACCCCGCCUUCUCGGAUGGCAUUCGCCACGUGAUGGAUGGCUCCUUGCCUACCUCUCUGAAGCACGUCAUCAGCAACGCGGAGUACUACGGCCCGUCUCUCUUCCUGCUCGCCACCGAAGUGGUGACAGUCUUCGUGUUCCAGGAGCCCUCCCUGCUCUCCUCGCUGCAGGACAACGGGCUGACAGACGUCAUGCUACACGCCCUCCUCAUCAAAGACGUCCCAGCCACGCGGGAAGUCCUGGGCUCUCUCCCCAACGUGUUUAGCGCCCUGUGUCUGAAUGCCCGCGGCCUCCAGUCCUUCGUGCAGUGCCAGCCCUUCGAGCGGCUGUUCAAGGUGCUGCUGUCGCCGGAUUACCUGCCCGCCAUGCGGCGCCGGCGCAGCUCCGACCCGCUGGGGGACACGGCCUCUAACCUGGGCAGCGCCGUGGACGAGCUGAUGAGGCACCAGCCCACACUCAAGACGGACGCCACCACCGCCAUCAUCAAGCUGCUGGAGGAGAUCUGCAACCUGGGCCGGGACCCCAAGUACAUCUGCCAGAAGCCCUCCAUCCAGAAAGCCGACGGCACAGCCACGGCCCCGCCACCACGCUCCAGCCACGCGGCCGAGGAGGCCUCCAGCGAAGACGAGGAGGAGGAGGAGGUGCAGGCCAUGCAGAGCUUCAGUGCCACCCAGCAGAGCGAGGCGGAGCCCAGCCAGCAGGUGGUUGGAACGGAGGAGCGAAUCCCCAUCCCCCUCAUGGACUAUAUCCUCAACGUGAUGAAAUUUGUGGAGUCCAUCCUCAGCAAUAACACCACGGACGACCACUGUCAGGAGUUCGUCAGCCAGAAGGGGCUGCUGCCCCUGGUCACCAUCCUGGGCCUGCCCAACCUGCCCAUUGACUUCCCCACUUCGGCCGCCUGCCAGGCUGUGGCGGGCGUCUGCAAAUCCAUCUUGACGCUCUCCCACGAGCCCAAGGUGCUGCAGGAGGGGCUGCUGCAGCUCGACUCGAUCCUCUCUUCCCUAGAGCCCCUGCACCGGCCCAUUGAGGCGCCGGGCGGCUCCGUGCUGCUGCGGGAGCUGGCCUGCGCAGGCAACGUAGCCGACGCCACCCUUUCGGCCCAGGCCACGCCGCUGCUCCACGCGCUGACAGCCGCCCACGCCUACAUCAUGAUGUUCGUCCACACCUGCCGGGUGGGCCAGAGCGAGAUCCGGGCCAUCUCGGUGAACCAGUGGGGCUCCCACCUGGGCCUGAGCGUUCUCAGCAAGCUGAGUCAGCUGUACUGCUCCCUGGUGUGGGAGAGCACUGUCCUGCUGUCCCUCUGCACUCCCAACAGCUUGCCGACAGGCUGUGAGUUCGGCCAGGCCGACAUGCAGAAGCUGGUGCCUAAGGAGGAGAAGGCGGCACCCAACGCCCCCCAGGGAGCCAAGAAAGCAGAAGGUGAAGCGGAGGCAGUCUCAGGGGGGAGUGUGGAGCCUCCGGCCCAGGGUCUACUGGAGGGGAUCGGCCUGGACGGAGACACGCUGGCCCCCAUGGAGACGGACGAGCCCAGCACUGCCGACGCCAAGGGCAAGGCCAAGAUCACGCCAGCCAUGGCGGCCAGGAUCAAGCAGAUCAAACCCCUCCUGUCGGCCUCGUCCCGGCUGGGCCGUGCUCUGGCCGAGCUGUUUGGGCUGCUGGUGAAGCUGUGCGUGGGCUCCCCCGUGCGCCAGAGACGGAGCCACCACGCUGCCAGCACCACCACCGCCCCCACGCCGGCCGCCCGGUCCACUGCCUCGGCCCUCACCAAGCUGCUGACCAAGGGGCUCUCCUGGCAGCCCCCGCCCUACACCCCCACGCCGCGCUUCCGGCUGACGUUCUUCAUCUGCUCCGUGGGGUUCACGUCGCCCAUGCUGUUCGACGAGCGCAAGUACCCCUACCACCUCAUGCUGCAGAAAUUCCUCUGCUCCGGUGGCCACAACGCCCUCUUCGAGACCUUCAACUGGGCCCUCUCCAUGGGGGGCAAGGUCCCCGUGGCCGAGGGGCUGGAGCACCCGGACCUGCCGGAUGGGACGGGGGAGUUCCUGGACGCCUGGCUCAUGCUGGUGGAGAAGAUGGUGAACCCCAGCACGGUGCUGGAGUCGCCCCACGCUCUGCCCGCCAAGCUGCCGGGUGGGCAGAACUACCCGCAGUUCAGCGCCCUGCGCUUCCUGGUGGUCACCCAGAAGGCGGCCUUCACCUGCAUCAAGAACCUGUGGAACCGCAAGCCCCUGAAGGUGUACGGGGGGCGCAUGGCAGAGUCCAUGCUGGCCAUCCUGUGCCACAUCCUGCGGGGCGAGCCCCUGAUCCGCGAGCGCCUGGGCAAGGAGAAGGAGGGGGCGCGUGGGGAGGAGGAGGCAGGGCAGGAGGAGGGCGGAGCCCGGCGGGAGCCCCAGGUCAACCAGCAGCAGCUGCAGCAGCUGAUGGACAUGGGUUUCACGCGGGAACACGCCAUGGAGGCCCUGCUGAACACCAGCACCAUGGAGCAGGCCACCGAAUACCUCCUGACCCACCCGCCGCCGCUCAUGGGUGGGGUCGUACGGGACCUGAGCAUGUCGGAGGAGGACCAGAUGAUGCGAGCCAUCGCCAUGUCACUGGGCCAGGAUAUCCCCAUGGAGCAGCGGGCCGAGUCCCCGGAGGAGGCAGCCUGCCGGAAGGAGGAAGAGGACCGCAAGGCGCGGGAGAAGCAGGAGGAGGAGGAGGCCAAGUGCCUGGAGAAGUUCGAGGACGCGCAGCCGCUGGACCCGGCCGAGCUGCACGGCUUCACGGACGCCAUGUUGCCCGGCUGCUCCCAGCUGCUGGACGAGCUGCCGGACACCGUGUACCGCAUCUGCGACCUCAUCAUGACGGCCAUCAAGCGCAACGGCGCCCCCUACCGCGACACCAUCCUCAAGCAAGUGGUCAAGCAGGUGUGGGAAGCGGCCGACGUGCUCAUCAAGGCAGCCCUGCCCCUCACCACCAGCGACACCAAGACGGUCUCGGAGUGGAUCAGCCAGAUGGCCACACUGCCCCAGGCUGCCAACCUGGCCACCCGCAUCCUGCUGCUCACCCUGCUCUUCGAGGAGCUGAAGCUGCCGUGUGCCCGUGUGGUGGAGUCGAGCGGUGUCCUUGACGUGCUGAUCAAACUGCUGGAGGUGGUGCAGCCCUGCCUGCAGGCCGCCAAGGAGCAGAAGGAGGUGCAGACCCCCAAGUGGAUCACGCCAGUGCUGCUGCUCAUUGACUUCUACGAGAAGACGGCCAUCUCGUCCAAGAGACGAGCCCAGAUGAACAAGGUACCGGCCUUGCGAGGCCUCGUCAGCCUGUCCAGGGGGAUCUGUGCCCCCGUCACCUCCCGCUCCGCUCGGCCGCCGGGCAAGGAGAGUCCCCAGUUGGAAAGGCCGAGGGAUCGAGGGGGAUCCGGGUGGCAAGGGGAGAGCAGGUCAGGGGAGCUGGGGAUCCGGAGGUAG